Messenger RNA from Stylonychia lemnae, 633 nucleotides. Lineage: Eukaryota; Ciliophora; Spirotrichea; Sporadotrichida; Oxytrichidae. The record is from the annotation of a GenBank genome assembly.
AUGCAGGUGUAGGAAAAACUCAUUUGCUUAAUAGGUUAGUCAAGAAAAUUACAAUUAUACUAUAUGACUCUUUUACUUAGGUAUGUAAAAGGUAAAUUGCCAUAGAAUAAACCGUCUACGAUUGGUGUUGAAUUUGCAACAAAGAACGUAGAACUUAAAAAUGGAGGAGGCAUAGUAAAGGCUCAAAUAUGGGAUACAGCUGGUUAGGAGAGAUAUAAAGCUAUUACAUCAGCACAUUAUCGAAGAGCAGUUGGAGCUUUAGUGGUAUAUGAUGUGACUAAAGAAGACACUUUUGUUAAUGCUCGAAGAUGGAUGGAGGAACUAAGAGCUAGUGCAGAACCUGACUGUGUGAUCUGCCUUGUUGGAAAUCAAGUAGACAGAGUUGAACUUAACGCAGCUCUAAGAUAAGUUCCUAUAGACAAAGCCUAGAAAUUUGCAAACGAGCAAGGUUUAAAGUUUAAGGAAACUUCAGCUCUUACUAAUGCUAACGUCACCGAUGUUUUUGACGAUUUACUCCACUUUAUAUAUGAUGUUAAAUAAAGACAAGAAUAGAAUGAUCCUAAUAAUGACCAAUCAAAAUUUAAGAAACUAUAGGAUCCUAAUUCAAUCGAGAAAAAAGGCAAAUGCUGCUGA